AGUUUGUGUGUUUGAAAACCAGACAUUUCAGGAAAGAAAACCCACACAACCCUCUAAAGUUGCUCCGCUCGUUAUUAGGUUGGAUUUGUCGAUCGGUUCUUUUCAUAACUCUCCUUCACUGCCAUUCCACUUUAUCAGAUUUACCUUCUUCUCCCCUCUCAAGCUUUCAAUCCUUCUGAAAAAUAUGGGUUCCUCUUCUCUGUCAGAAAACAAUAAGCAGCAAGGGAAUAAUGGUGGGAAAUUUGUACCCAACGAACAGGACGUUCUGCAGAGACAUGUAGCCUUCUUUGACAGGAACCGCGAUGGCAUUGUUUAUCCUUGGGAAACUUUUCAAGGUUUUCGUGCGAUCGGGUGUGGCAUUUUGUUGUCCACAACCAGUGCCUUUCUCAUCAACGCUGCCCUCAGUCAAAAGACUCGCCAGGGAAAGUUUCCUUCUCUACUUUUCCCAAUUGAAGUUAAAAAUAUCCAUAAAGCAAAACAUGGCAGUGACUCUGGUGUCUAUGAUACUGAAGGAAGGUUUGUUCCGUUGAAAUUUGAAGAAAUCUUUGCAAAGCAUGCCCAUACGCAUCCAAAUUCGUUGACAUCAGAUGAACUGAUGGGCAUGCUAAAGACUAAUAGGGUUCCCAAGGAUUAUGCAGGAUGGGUUGCUGCCUAUACAGAAUGGAAGAUCUUAUACGUUCUCUGCAAGGACAAGAAUGGUUUGCUGCACAAAGAUACCGUUAGAGCUGUUUACGACGGAACCUUGUUCGAACGCAUGGAGAAGGAAAAAUCCGACGGAGACAAAAAGAAAGAUGUUGUCUGAAAAAAGUUUGGCAGAUUGUAUAGGCUGCUGUUGUCCAUUUGGCCCUGCCCGGUGGAUGAUCGAAAGUAUGCCGGUGUUUAUAUUGUGCGCUGUGUGUUGAUAUUGUUCAGAGAUUGUGGAAGUUGUUUGUUAGUUCAUCCAUUCAUGUGUGUAAAUAAGUUAUCGUUUAUUUAUUUUUCGAUUUCCAUACCAUCCACACAAUUUCCUCUACGGCUUGAGUUGUUUGUUGCAUAGACAUCACACGGAAGACCUCGCAACUAGUUGUUCCCGUGGGGGAGAUCUGUAGUGUUUGAUAUUUGUAUUGAUACAGUGAAAUAGUAUAUUGCACAUGAAUGAUUCGAUUGCUCUCCUC
This is a messenger RNA of Malus domestica (apple), 1154 nucleotides long. Its product is annotated as probable peroxygenase 4. Gene Ontology annotation, molecular function: monooxygenase activity; calcium ion binding. NCBI's taxonomy places the organism in Eukaryota, Viridiplantae, Streptophyta, Magnoliopsida, Rosales, Rosaceae. The record is from RefSeq and is a predicted model, not a curated record.